GAGCGAGAGAAAAAGGAAGCUGCGGAGAAGAGGUCGUCGGAUGUGACACCAAAGCCUGUUGCCUGUCACGGUGCCUACUGGCAGUACGAGAUGGACGGUCACUGGCACCCGUUCUCGCCCGAGGGCAACGACCAGAUGUUUCAGGCUUACAAGGUGUACAUUUCUGAUGCGCAGAACGGCCGCACAGCAAGCAUUGUUGCGGGUGGAGUGGAGCGCAUUGUCGAUUUUCAGCUUAUGACCCAGAUGCAUGCAAGCACGAAGACAGUUCGCCAAAUCCGCAUUGUUGCGGGUGUGCCGCAGCAGUGGGUGAGUGCUCCGGCAGCUUUGUUGACACAGAGCGACCAUCUCGCCUCGCUGUAUGUAAAGGUUUUAGAUUCAAGGCUGGUUGAGCAGGUAACUCAAGUUUUACGGUCCACAGGUCACGCAUGGGACAAAUCAGUCCCAUGUUCUCACAUGAGGGGAGCAACCAUCAAAUCUAUUCAUCGGAUCGAGAACUUCCCACUUUGGCAUCGGUACAAAGCAAGACUUGCCGCUAUGAGGGAGGAUCAUACCAGGUACAACAUUUCGGUGAACCCUGUAGAUCUUGAUCUUGAUGGCCGUGAGGGGACAAUGUCUUCAAGCCAACGGGUUUUGGAUUGCGGCGAUUCCCUGGCCUGGGAUGUGGAUGAGAAGAUUUUACUACAUGGCACGUCAUGGGACAAUGCUAACUCUAUUGUCAUGCAUGGCUUUGACCACAGGACUUGUACACGUGGGAUGUAUGGUGAUGGUGCCUACUUUGCCGGGGCUGCAUGCAAGAGUCAUCAAUACACCUGCAGCAAACAUUCAGGCAAAGCCUGUGCUUGCAAAAGCGAGAGAACCCUGAUCAUUGCGCGUGUCGCGUUGGGCGAUGCUUACCACACCUCUUUCACGCGACACGGAGAUAGGAGGGCUCCCAAACGAAGGCAGGCAAGCGGUAACCACGAUUCUGUUGUGGUCAACCCAGGACCCAUCACUGGGCAUCACAAUCCGAUUCAACUACACCAGGAGUUUGUUAUCUUUGGCCAAGAACAAGCCUAUCCCUCGUUCAUUGUGCAGUAUGUUCCCUAG
This is a messenger RNA of Symbiodinium pilosum, 1086 nucleotides long. The record is from the annotation of a GenBank genome assembly. NCBI's taxonomy places the organism in Eukaryota, Dinophyceae, Suessiales, Symbiodiniaceae.